This is a messenger RNA of Mollisia scopiformis, 450 nucleotides long. RefSeq lists its product as uncharacterized. NCBI's taxonomy places the organism in Eukaryota, Fungi, Ascomycota, Leotiomycetes, Helotiales, Mollisiaceae. Bases 1 to 450 code for a protein of 149 amino acids. The record is from RefSeq and is a predicted model, not a curated record. The transcript has 2 exons.
AUGAGCGCCGAAGAGCCCUCUCCUGAUGAACACGCCGUUACGGUCAUCUCAGAUGCCAUAAUCGAAGCGAAUCGGAUCCAAAAUCAAACCUCUUCCAAUGAUACCACGGACAACAUCCCUGACGAUCAAGAGGUACACGAGAUCGCAGAUGCCAUCAUCCAGGCGACCGAAAUCCUGAACCAAAAUGCUUCCGUCGACGUCACGAACCUCAAUGUCACCGAUAACAGUCUCAACUGCAAUAACUGUAGCAUGCGGUGUAUUCCGGCGCACAAAUCUCCUCUGAGAGAUACAGCCUGGUAUUGGUAUUUGAUCAUAGGGCUUUUGUUGUGCCUGGUAGCGAUGGGGGCCGGUCUCGGGACAUGGAUUUUUCUGGAUGAGAGGAAGACUAGGAAAGUCAAGAAGAAACGAGCAGAGAGGAGAGCUUCACUAGCAGGUCCGACAGAUCGGUGA